Messenger RNA from Telopea speciosissima, 685 nucleotides. Its product is annotated as protein CURVATURE THYLAKOID 1B, chloroplastic-like. The record is from RefSeq and is a predicted model, not a curated record. The transcript is spliced from 6 exons. Gene Ontology annotation, cellular component: chloroplast thylakoid membrane; thylakoid. Bases 95 to 610 code for a protein of 171 amino acids. Lineage: Eukaryota; Viridiplantae; Streptophyta; Magnoliopsida; Proteales; Proteaceae.
GGGCAUCAUCAACUAGUGUGGGUGUGGCCCCCGGAUUCCUGUGAACGCAAAGGAGGAGGAAGAGGGCCGAAAUCUUGGAGGAGACUGUGAAGCGAUGGCGUCGACUUCAACAACAUUUUCCAUCUCCUCAUCAUCAACCCUGAUAGACGGCAAAGCUCCUCGCCAAUCGGCCGCCGUCAGCCUCCCAACACUCCCUCCGCCUCCCAUGGCUGUUCCUUCUCAGUCGGUUCGUGAUACCUGGACUUCUACUGCCUAUUGUCGUAAGAUCUCCCGGAAUGUUGUCGCAAUGGCCACAGGAGAAACAUCAGCCGAAGUUACCGCAGCUGAGCUACCUGAUGAGAUCGUAAAAUCCAUUCAAGAAGCAUGGGAGAAGCUGGAAGACAAAUACGCUGUGACUUCUCUUGCAUUGGCCGGUGCGGUUGGGCUCUGGGUCUCCACUGGCAUGAUCUCGGCGAUUGAUAGGCUUCCGUUAGUCCCUGGUGUGCUGGAGCUCGUUGGAAUCGGUUACACAGGGUGGUUUGCUUAUCAGAACCUGGUAUUCAAACCUUCCAGGGAAGCUUUGAUCAAUAAAAUCAAAGACACUUACAAGGAUAUCAUUGGGAGCAGCUGAUCGAUGAUGAAGAACUGAUGUCAUUGUCCUUAGAGACCAGAGCCCAUCUCUUCCCUUCUCUUUUGGUUCUGAAGC